UCGAAUCAACAAGUGAAUUAAAAAUGUUCAAGCUCCUCAGCAUCUUCGCCCUCGUAGCGGUCGCUUGCGUAAAUGCAGCGCCAGGUGUAUUCUUGCCAGCCCCAGGCGUAGCUGCUGUUCCAGCUCCAAUUGUCACUGCCAGAAGUAGCCAAGCUUUUGCAAGAAAUUACAAUAGGUUGGCUGCCGCACCAUUGGCUUACACCUUACCAGCAGUUGCUGCACCAGUUGCUGCACCAGUUGCUGCACCAGUUGCUGCACCAGUUGCUUACACCGCACCAGCAGUUGCUGCUUACCCUGCAGCACACUUGACAUACGCCCCAUCAUUCCCGACAGUAGCACGACUUGCAUACGUAACAAUUGCGACUGUGCUCGCAGUAGUGCAGGUUGCCCUGGCUGGAGUAGUUCCUGCUGCUGCAGUUGCUGCAGCACCAGCAGCAGUUGCCGCUGCACCAUUAGUUGCUGCUGCACCUGCAGCUAUCGGUUAUGCUAAAGCUGUGCCAUACAAUAUUCCACCAUACGCAUCCAGAGUUGACAUUAACACCAGAAACAUUGCUGCCCCAUUGGUCGCAUCUGCACCCCUUGUAGCUGCAGCACCAGCAGCACCAGUUGUAGCCGCUGCAGCACCGGCAGCACCAGUUUUAGCCGCUGCACCAGCUGCACCAGUUUUAGCCGCAGCACCAGCUGCACAGAUUGUUGCUGCACCUGGUUUAUACCACCCAACCUAUGCCGGAAGUUUGACUGCACCCUUAGCUCAAUUCGCUGCUGCUUAUGGACCAACGUUUUUCGGUUAA
Molecule: messenger RNA, 791 nt
Organism: Polistes dominula (European paper wasp)
Lineage: Eukaryota; Metazoa; Arthropoda; Insecta; Hymenoptera; Vespidae
Source: RefSeq, a predicted model, not a curated record